This is a messenger RNA of Porites evermanni, 579 nucleotides long. NCBI's taxonomy places the organism in Eukaryota, Metazoa, Cnidaria, Anthozoa, Scleractinia, Poritidae. The record is from the annotation of a GenBank genome assembly.
AUGAUAGAAAAAAAGUAUAUCAAUCAAGAUAUUAAUAUCGAGCUGACUUCAUAUAUUGAUAGUAAGCAAAAUGUUUGGUUCCGAGAAAAGGAUAUUGCUGAGAUCCUUGGAUAUAAGGAUACUCGUCAUACACUAAAAAGACAUUUAUCAAAGGAAAAUAAAAUGAUCCAAUUAUGUUGCACCGCUAAAACGGGGGAUCAACAAAGUACCUCAAUUGUUGGCGUGGACGUUUCGCCCCCUCAACAAAAUGACACCAGAGGGAAAUAUUACACAUUCAUUAAUGAACCCGGCUUUCAUGAACUAGUAUUUAGCUCCAAAUUAGAGUUUGCCAAAAGAUUCCGCCAAUGGGUAUUCACUACAGUCCUCCCAUCAAUCCGCAAAUAUGGCCAAUACAAACUAUUUGAUAGUCCCUGGAAUAAAAUGAUUAUGAUUGGCAAUGAAACUGACCUCCAUUAUAAAGUAGUAGAUCUAAUAAGAAGAUAUCAUCCCGAUACUAUAUUAGUAGCAGGACUGGGGGAGAAUCAGGAUACUGAGGAUAAGAGACUGGAUUCAUAUAAAAAGGGAAAUAUGAGAGGAUAG